AUGGGCACGAAUGUCGCCCCGAAGUGGUUCAGCGGGGCGCCUUUUGGUGUGCAGAGCCACAGGUUCGACGUGUCCGCUGUCUACCCCAACCAGAAGAAGUACAGCACCUUCACAGAGGCCCCGUAUUCCCGGCGCUACUCCGAGGAGGUGUCCCACAUAGGACCGGGAACCUAUAGCUCCAAGGAGACCUGCUUCAGCAAGAAGAAGCUGAAGAAGGAGGUGGGCACAGGCUGGGCCCGGGCCCAGGAAGCCACGCGGCUGACCCAGCUGCCCCACUUCCAGUACCAGGCCAUCCUGAAAGAGAAGAAGCAGCAGGGACACAAGCUGGGGCCCGGCUCCUACAACAUCAAAGACUUCCUACAGCUGCUGCAGCACAAGCCGUGCAGCACGCGGGGGCUGCUCAGCUCCGGGGAGACGCGCUUCCGGGGCUUCAUUGGGAACUACUACCCAGGCCCUGGGAAUUAUGGGGAGCGAGGUAACCCCUACACGCGGCUGGAGGAGAAUGCCUGGAACCGGUCCCACUCCGAGGGCCUGCUGUGCAGGAUGAGCAAGAAGCCGUCCCCCCUGGUUCACCAGGGCAGUGGCCUGGGACCCGGCACCUAUACCCUCAAGAGCAGCAUCGACACCUACGUGGCUCGGUCCAUUGGCACCCGCGGCCCCUAUGACAUCUUCUCUGGCGAACGGAGUGAGCCGCUGCCUUUCGGUCAUUUCUCUGUGCAGAAGAAAAAGGCUAGGGAACUGAUGAGUUUCAAGAGCUUCGUGGAAGAACUGAACUCACGUCACAACAAGAAUCGCGGUGUUUUCUCAAAACUUCCCCGCAACCCGGAGACGCCCACGGAGAGGAUCUACUGGGCCACCGUCAGCCAGUGUCCCCGGAAGCUGGCCACGUCUGGCCCUGGCUCGUGGCUUCCACAGGAGAAGAAGUGCCAGCCUGCCAGCCUGCCCCCCUUCCUCCUGGCCUCCAAGCGGACCAGCAUCAAGACAUACCAGGUGCUUGGGGCGUGGAACCCCGUAGGCGUGGGCCGCUACUUAAACACCAGGCUGAUGGAGACCAAGGAUAGACGGAAGCGAUACCGGUCCCUGUACCUGGGGGUUUCCAAGCGCUACCUCUCAGACCCAGCCCAGGAUACCCUCAUGCAGGAAAGGAUCACACCUGUUACCAAAGGGAAGUGCCCUCCAGUUGUGGAUCACAGCUCAGAUCCGACUCCGUAA
This is a messenger RNA of Lepus europaeus (European hare), 1212 nucleotides long. It is a transcript of the gene CIMAP2, whose product is annotated as ciliary microtubule associated protein 2. NCBI's taxonomy places the organism in Eukaryota, Metazoa, Chordata, Mammalia, Lagomorpha, Leporidae. The record is from RefSeq and is a predicted model, not a curated record. Bases 1 to 1212 code for a protein of 403 amino acids. The transcript is spliced from 11 exons.